Sparassis crispa is the source of this 1020-nucleotide messenger RNA. Its product is annotated as Alcohol dehydrogenase patD. The transcript has 6 exons. The record is from RefSeq and is a predicted model, not a curated record. Bases 1 to 1020 code for a protein of 339 amino acids. Gene Ontology annotation, molecular function: oxidoreductase activity. Lineage: Eukaryota; Fungi; Basidiomycota; Agaricomycetes; Polyporales; Sparassidaceae.
AUGUCCCACAACGACCAUCCGAAGACAUACAAAGCGUACGCAUUCACGGAGAAGGGCGGCCAGCUGAAGGCCAUCACCGUUGACUGGACGUAUCCUCAGGAGGGGGAGAUUGUGGUGAAGGUCCUCGCAUGUGGGGUCUGCGCUAGCGAUGAGAUGGUGAAGGAACAAAUAUUCCCGACGGGCUUCCCGCGGAUACCCGGUCAUGAGAUCGUCGGUGACGUUGUCGCUGUGCAUCCAACAGAGAAGCUAUGGAAAGUCGGUCAGCGUGUCGGUUCAGGAUGGCACGGUGGUCACUGCAGCAUAUGUUCACGUUGCCGCACUGGUGACUAUAUGACUUGUGAAAAUGAAGCUAUCAACGGUAUUUUCAGAGAUGGAGGAUAUGCCGAAUAUGUGACUCUCAGGUCUGAGGCCGUUGCCAGUGUUCCGGAAGAACUUGACCCAGCUGAAGCAGCGCCCCUGUUUUGUGCGGGCGUCACCACUUUCAACUCCCUCCGGCACAUGAACGCUAUUCCCCCUGAUUUUGUCGCCGUUCAGGGGAUCGGAGGGUUGGGUCAUCUUGCCAUCCAGAUGGCGCGCGCCAUGGGAUACCGAGUCGUGGCGCUUUCGUCCUCGGGCGCCAAGCGCCACCUUGCGCUAGAGUUGGGCGCGUACGAAUAUCUCGACGGAUCGAAGGUGAACCAGGCGGAAGCAUUACAGCAGCUCGGCGGUGCGAAGGUCAUUAUGUGCACUGCUCCCAACUCGAGCGUCAUCCAAGAGCUCGUGCAAGCUCUUGCCGUUGAUGGAGAGCUCUUACUCCUGGCGCUCACGGAAAACGUCUCUGUUCCUGUCGGCCCACUUAUUACCAAGCGUCUCUCCAUUCGUGGAUGGCCCAGUGGGACGGCGAAGGACACCGAGGAUUGCUUGGAGUUCGCUCUGGCCUCUGGAAUCAAGUGCCACGUCGAAAGAUUCCCUCUGGACAAGGCGCAGGACGCGUACAAUCACCGUGCAUCUGCGCGGUUCAGAGCUGUUAUUAUUCCUUGA